ACGGCCGCCUUCGCUCUCCGCCGUUCCGUCUCUCCGCACCGCGGGGCUUUCUCCGCCCUUGACUGAAAGUUUCAGCGUCUCAGUCUCGCCUUCUCUCUCCCGACCGCGUGAAGAGCCACUUGCUAUCACCAAUGUGCACGUGAAAUGGAAAGGGAACAGAUUAUGGAAAGCAGCUUCUGUUUCAACCUUGCAAGAUGCUGCGUGAAGUGAAAUGACUGAUAAAACAAUUCACAGAAGAAAUCACUGAACUUAAACCAGAAUGUGAGUGUCCAGAUGGAUAGGGCCUGUAUGAUGAAAUCAGAGAUGGCAAAACUGGGGAGUUUACCAGGUGAGGAAGCUGUGUCUGACAGGUGCCCUAAAAAGGGGAGACAGCAAGUCUCAGGUUGUGAUUGAAGAACAGCAUAAAGGAGUUUAAGUGACUGCUCUACUUGACCAAAAUGGUGGACACUGAAAACCAUCUCUAUCCACUUACUCCCCUAGAGGAGGAUGAUAUAGGUAGUCCUUUAUCUGGAGAGUUUCUACAAGAUAUGGAGAACAUACAAGACAUUUCUCAGUCUCUAGGUGACGAUAGCUCUGGAGCUUUAAGUUUAACAGAGUUCCAAUCACUGGGAAAUGGUCCAGGAUCUGAUGGAUCAGUUAUAACAGACACCCUUUCACCAGCAUCCAGUCCUUCAUCCAUUAAUUUUGCCACAGCUCCAGGUAGCAUAGAUGAAUCACCCAGUGGAGCAUUAAACAUUGAAUGUAGAAUUUGUGGGGAUAAAGCCUCAGGCUACCAUUACGGAGUACAUGCUUGUGAAGGUUGUAAGGGUUUUUUUAGGAGAACAAUCCGAUUAAAACUCAUCUAUGAUAAAUGUGAUCGCAAUUGCAAAAUUCAGAAAAAAAAUCGUAAUAAGUGCCAAUACUGUCGUUUUCAAAAGUGCCUUUCAGUUGGAAUGUCACAUAAUGCAAUACGUUUUGGACGAAUGCCAAGGUCUGAGAAGGCCAAGUUGAAAGCAGAAAUUCUAACGGGUGAAAAUUAUCUAGAAGAUUCAGAAAUGGCAGAUCUUAAAUCACUUGCCAAAAGAAUUCAUGAUGCUUACCUGAAAAACUUCAAUAUGAACAAGGUUAAAGCCAGAGUCAUCCUCGCAGGGAAAACUAACAACAAUCCGCCCUUUGUUAUACAUGAUAUGGAUACCUUGUGCAUGGCAGAGAAGACGCUGGUAGCAAAAUUGGUUGCCAAUGGAAUUCAGAAUAAGGAAGCCGAAGUUCGAAUCUUCCACUGCUGCCAGUGUACAUCUGUAGAGACUGUCACAGAACUUACUGAAUUUGCCAAAUCUAUCCCUGGCUUCUCCAAUCUUGACUUGAAUGAUCAAGUGACGCUGUUGAAAUACGGAGUUUAUGAAGCCAUCUUUGCCAUGUUAGCAUCUGUAAUGAACAAAGAUGGGAUGCUGGUAGCCUAUGGAAAUGGUUUUAUAACCCGAGAGUUCCUGAAAAGUCUGAGAAAGCCAUUCUGUGAUAUAAUGGAGCCAAAAUUUGAUUUUGCAAUGAAAUUCAAUGCACUGGAACUGGAUGAUAGUGAUAUAUCACUUUUUGUCGCUGCCAUCAUUUGCUGUGGAGAUCGUCCUGGUCUUGUGAAUGUAGGACACAUUGAAAAAAUGCAGGAGAGCAUUGUGCAUGUACUGAAACUGCACUUGCAAACCAACCAUCCUGAUGAUACCUUCCUCUUCCCGAAACUUCUCCAAAAGAUGGCAGACCUCCGACAGCUUGUCACAGAGCACGCUCAACUUGUUCAGAUAAUCAAGAAGACUGAAUCUGAUGCACAUUUACACCCUUUACUGCAGGAAAUCUACAGGGACAUGUAUUAAGGAUUUUUAGAUUUUUUUCCACAAUAUUUAAAGACAACAGCAAUAUUAAUAAUAGAUGGGAGCAAAAUCACUUGCACAGCUAUCAGCUGUUCACUCAGUUCGGAGCGUGAAAAAUGUAAAAGCUAAGUAACUGGAGUGCUAAAGGUCUUUUGGUUUGAGUUCUUCUGUCUUCUUUUGAAUGAGUUCUGCAGAAAAAUACUGAUCGUAAUGUUCAUGAAGCGCCUUAAAAGCAGUUCUUUUAUUUGGAAAUCUGAAGAUUGGUAAAGAAUAUAUAUUUGUAUAAUAAAUCAGAAUGUUAAGUAACAGAAAUGGAAAAAAAAAAAAGUAUUUCCUCUUGGCUUAGUCAUUUUAGAGUUGCAAUAACAAAUUCAGCAAAUUCUCUCCAGCUACAAGCACCGUCAUAAAGAUGAUGCAUUCUUGGCUAAUAGAAAUACUGAGAAACAACUAAUAUUUUUCGUUAGAGGCAGUCACUCUAGAUUUAUCAAAUGAUUGGGUAUUACUGUACAUACAUAUAUAAAAAAAUUUGAAAGACCUUUCUUGUGCCACUGCUUGAAAUCCAUGAAGCACACUACAGCUUCACAUAGCAUGGCAUUGGUGUACUUUAGGAUUAGUGCACUGAAAAGACAAUGCUUUCAAGAAAUGAAAUAAAAUCCUAAGCAUUAUCUAAAAGACAGCAGAUAGUAGUACUAUUCAGGUUUUUCUGGAAGACUAAAAGUGCUAAGUCAUGGAACUGUUUGAAAAGGAAAGGAAAUGCAAAAAUCUCCCUGAGGAAAAAUGCGUCUAACCAUUUGUAGCUUGGAAAACUUGCAGUAGCUCAAGAUGCAGACAGUUUUGACUUAAGAAUACAACUUUGAAUCAGCCAGAGUUCUGGACAGACAGAAUAAUCUGAUCCUCGUUGAGGGGGGGGGAAAAAAAGGAAUUUCAACUGUACAGUAUUCUCGUGCAAUGAUAGCUCACUCUGAAGAAAUGAUUACAUAGGAAAGGCACCUUCCUUCUUGUCCUGUGUUUUGGCAGUACGGAGUUAAUUGAACUUGUUUACUUUUCUGAUGAGUACAUUUUUUUCUUUUUUUUCAAUUCUUCACUCAUAUAUUUCUAAUCUUUGAUAGACCUUGCCUAUAGAAGUAAUAGCUGGAUUAUUUUACCAAAUUUUCUCCUUCUCAUUAGCGCCAUAGCGGAUAAAGUGACAAGAAAAUGGAGCUUGUCAAUUGUCUGAUGUUAUGAAAUCAUGAGAGCACAACUGAGAGUAAGUUUAUCAUAUACCUGAGUAUUUUACAAAAGUACUUACUCUUGAUUCAAAAUAAGCUACAAGGAAACUGCUUGCCUAUGGCAUUUUGCAGGAUCCCUUAUUGAGAUUAAUGCACAAAAUGUGAAAGCAAGUGCUAGUUGCAUACAAGGCACUGUGCUAGUUCUUUUUCUUGACAUUUUUUAAUCUGGUAAUUUCAGUUUGUUAUUUUUGUAUUUUGCUAUCUGUUUCAUAACAAAGGCUUUAGGAGCCAGUCUUAACAUUGUUGCAACAGUUAGGCUUUCAGUGCCACAGGGAUGACACGUUCUCCUUGUUUCAUUGUAGCUUGUUUGGAAACAUUAGAAUCUUAGACAUUCUCAGAAUUAAUUAAGAUGGAUGAAGUGAAAGCAUCAUGUAUUGGUGCUUAUUUAGUUACAUUUGUUUUGCACAAACCCACUGGCAUGGCUAGGCACUGAAUAAAUUACUGGUUUAACAGCAAUUUGGUAUUUACCUAGAUGAUGGCCAUUAGCAGAAGUUUUAGUGUGAAAUACUAAAGCACCAGCCUCAAAUUUAGUGACUAUCUAGGGCAAGAUAGAAGAAUUAGGUAUGUAUGCAUCGAACUUCCUCCUUUGCCUUCCCUGUCAGUUACCUUCUCCCCACAGCUGGGAUGAAUAAGCAUUGUGUUACAGUUCCUUCGAACACUUCAGUAAGAGAAGAUUGUUGGUCUUACUGGGAAGCAGUGGAUGAGAAAUGGGUUGUCUUGUGUCUUGCAACAGUAAGUACUAUGGCCUCAGAAAUAACAAGAUUUUACCAGUGAUGCUGCUUAAUUCUUCAAGUCGCCAUUGUCUCUCUAGGAGAUGGUGGCUUUUGGGCAUAAGGUAGUCAGCACUGAGGUAUUUGAUAAGCAAUAUUGCUUAGUUAAGGAAGUUGCCAAAAUCUCACAAUGGCAUACCAGCAAUCUGUAAACACUGCAUCCAUCCAUAGGAAGCGCACAGUGCUUAACACUGUGCAGCUGAUGGCGGUGGAAAUUCUAAAGUUGGAAACUCUAACAGCCAACUGGCUCAAGUUUGUCUUCUGAAGAAGUGUAAGCUGCAUUUUCCCCCAAAGCGCAGUCAUGUGCAAAUUUGAAAGUUCUCUUCCAUUAUUUGCAUGUACUGAAGUUUCUCAGAAAAAAAAAAAAAGUUAAAAAACAACAACAAACAAACAAAAAGACAAACUCGCUGUGGAGAAAAUGUAUUUUCCCUGUUAUUGUUUCCAAAAAUGGCUAAUACACUUAACUGAAACUAAAAAGUUUCAUAAUAAAUACUUACAUUUGGCAAAAAUUAUAAAGAAUUUAAAACAGCAUUGUAUCUAUAUUAGAAGCCUCUUUGUAACAGGAUCCCAUUACAGGCAUUAGGAAAGUGUGUUAUUUGCAUUUUUUCCUACUUCAGGUGCAUUUUUUUUUUUUUAAUAACAAAAGAAAAUGCAAGCAUUUUUUGAGUAAUCCCUUUGGACACCAGCAUUCAAUUUCUAUUUUAAAUUAAAUUGCAGGCCUUUAAAUGUACGGGAAGAAUACAUCUGUGAGUUACAGAGUUACAGAAGUAUAAACAAGAUGAUAAUGUAGCUGAAAAUUCUGGAUAAAUUCCACUGUCUACAGGUUUGCACUGUGCAUGUAACCACAGACUCCUUCUGUGGAGACAUUCAAGACUCACCUGGAUGCUUUUCUAUGCAACCUCCUGUAGUGAACCUGCUUUAGCAGAGGAGGUUGGACUCUGAUCUCCAGAGGUCUCAUCCAACUCCUGUGAUUCUGUGUGUUUCUCAAAGAAUGAAACAGAGCAGACAGUUCACUUGCAUAAGUGUGCAAAAGGAAGUUCUUAAUUUAAACCUUAUGCUUCUAAAAAGUUACAUCAGAGACUUGUGUGGAUGACUAGAUAUUUGCCAAUUAGAUGUCAAAAUUACUCUAUUUAUGUUCAUUUUCAAGAAGCUUGGAGUCUGACAAGCUUUAUAUCACUGAGGAGCUUUCAGUAUCUCCACAUCAUAGAGAUCAUUUAAUAUUUUAAAAUGUUCAAUCUAUAGAGGGAAAUAAAAUUAGCUGAUUUCAGGAUAAAGAUUUAUUAAAGGCUUACUAGUUUGUUAUGUAUAGUUUUGAUCUGAUUCGUAUCGACACUAGCUUAUUUUAAUGUAAUAGCACUGAAGACUCCUGGUUAGGGACCAGGUACCCACAAUGAGCUUACAGCCAGAGGCAACAGGUGGAUAGGGAUCCUAAUGGUACAAUUUAGGAUUUCAACAAACCUACCACCUAUUCACUUUGGAGGGUCUUUUUGUUUCUUUGUUUUUGAUUUAUUGGUAAGCCUUAAGUACUUUAAUAGCAGGGAAAAGAAAAAGCAAAAAAAAAUAAGGGUUUGUUUCUAAUAAUUAGGAGUACUCAUUUUCAAACUCUAUAAUAUAUUUUUUAAAGGUACUCUGUGUUCAGUUUGAUAGUGCACAGCUGUCUUUAAAAGAAAAACAAAACAUUGCAUUGUACUUAUAUAAAUUUCAGAAAUCCACUUUUAUUUUAAACACAAAUUGACUCUCAAUGGAUAGGAAUGUUCUCCACUUACAGAAAUUGAAUCUUUUUUGGCAUUUAAAGAAGUGUUCUCCUUUUGUCACUUCCAUGUGCCUUUGUGCUUUGGUUCUAGCCAGCUGCUAGAAAGCUGAAGUGUUGCCAAAGAGCAUAUUUUAGCUUUAUUUCUGGCCUGCACAGAUUUAGGAAAUACCAGCAGUUGCACUAAGUCUGUUCUCAUGAGAGAGCUAGCACAAGUUUGCAAAUCAAAGAGCUUAUAAUAAGCAUCUAAACAUUUGUUUGUUUAUUCAAACUGCUAAAGCUUUGGAGAUUUAUUCAUGGUGGGAGCUGGGUCACACACUGGUAAAUUGAAAUUUCCUCCUUAUCUCUAAUGGAAAGCCUGGACAUCUUGCACAUCAUGUCAGACAGAGAAAUCAGAGACUGUGCUGUAGCUGCUUCUACUGUGUCUAAAGAGGAACAAUUUCAGCUCUGUCUCUCCUUAAAAGCGACCAUGUUACUUAGUAGAAAAUCUGCAACUGCCUUCAACAAAUGCAUUUGCAGCUGUUGGGUUAUUACUUUAAGGAUAAGUUCUUAAAAUUAUGGACCUUCACUGAAAACCCUGACCCCUUAGUAAGUGUCAAAAUACGAGGGUUAGUACGGUAUCUGGUACUUGCUUAUAUCUCAAGUGCUUUCUUGAUAAUAAGUUGCAUAUAUAUUUUUUUAAUCUAGAGUUAAUUAGCUCUGCUAUCCUCUUACUAGAGAUUUAAAUUAUAUGUGGAUUUGAUCUGAGAGUAUUGAUCAUAUGUACUAUGGAAUUUUUUAAUUUAAUGUAAUACCAUUUCUUCACGUUUUGAUUUGUAAAAUAUCAGAAUAUAAUUGCAAGGUAUAAACUUUCACUAAAUUAUAUUACAGAGGUACUUUAAGAAAAAUAUGUAAAUUAUUUAAUUUAAAUACUUGUUUCAUACUUUAUCUUGUGAAGCCUUUUGUACAGUGAGGAAAGAUUUACUUUUAUGGCUAAGGGUGGUGGGCCUUAAGUCAAAGACAAGCAUCUAUUUAUUCCUGCGUGAGUUUUAUUCCUAUCAUAAAUUCUGCAACUUGUUGACGUUUGGCAUUGACGGUUGGCGCCAAAUUGAAAAUUGUAUUUUCACAUAGAAUAUAGACUUCCUUAAAGUAAGUCUAGGUUAGGAUGAAAUGUAACCUAUGGCUGCUUCUUUUAUGAAUUUCUUAGGCAGCAAUGGAAAAAAAACUUUAAAAGGUACCAUCAAAUGUGUCACUUUACACUGUAAAUAUAUCGUAUAAAUGCAUUGCUAACUAAACCCAUCCUAGGGCAAAGGCAUUCCUCUUCUGUUUUCCCUAACGUGCUUACAGUUUUUUAAAACUUCUUCAGCUUCUGAAGCCUUUUUUCCCCUUAAUCUUCUUGACUGAUUGCAUCAGUGUUAUCUCGUCAGAUUCCACUGAAACCUUGUUUCAAAACAGAAUUUCUACUGCAAGGACCUCAAUUUCAGCUGAGCUGCCUCUGCCCCUGGGGUAGACUACAGGCCUAAGAGAAAUUCAUCUCCUUACAGGCUGGGCCUUAAGAAUGGACUGGACUGCAAGAGCAGGCAUAAGGUACUCAAAAGCCAUUUUAAGUAUUUUGGUACGUUUUCUCAGGUUGGAUACGCAUGAGCUGUAAUUGCUUCUAUGGAGGGGAAAUUAAAAAAAAAAAGAAAAAAGCAGCACAAUGCAAAAAGUUUUACGGCAUUCUUCACCCCUGAAAGGAAAAAAAUAAAAAAUGGUGGUGAUAAAUAUUAGCCAACCAAAAUACUGGCACACUCUCCUCCUACUGUGCGUAGGAGUGCAGUAUAAACAUUCAAAAUCUCUUUUGUGAUGUGUAAUGGGAAUCAUAAGAUUAGCCAAACUGCUGGGUGAUUCAUAUACAAGUUGCCACACAAAGAGCCAUCCACAUCCAGGCUUCCCUACCUCAGGCACAUCUGCGUGUGCCACAGGAAAGUUUUGCUGCCCGGUGUCGGAAUUGCCUUCACGGAGACACAGCGCCUUUGCCCCAUCGGUCCUGCAGCGCUCUUCGGAGCUGCUGGGGGUGGAGCAGUUCUGCUCAUCUGUGCUGUUACGUCCGCUGACAGUCACACAGAGAAUGGGAAGAGGCUGCUUCAACGAAAUCCCUCACCUCGCUCCCUGCAGGGACAGCUCCGGUGGGGCGGCUGGCAGCGGGAGGCCGUGGCUUCCUCUCAGUGGCCACAACUAUUUUCCUCUGGUUUCAGAAGUGGAAGAACAUUUCCGGCUUCCUUAGUGACAACAAAGCUAAGUUUGAAUAGUGCAGAUUUUAAAAAGAACACCCCUGUUACUGUUGGACACUGUCUGUGGUAUCAGCUUCUCAGAUGAGCUGCAUUUCAUAUUGCUCCUGAUAUUUCACAACUAUACAAUCACUCUGAUUUUCUGUAGGAAUGUAACAAUUUAAUUACAUCAUGAUGUUAGAACCCUUUAUGGUGUGUUAAAUUGUCUGUUAUCUGCUACGACAAAGAAAAAGCACAUUUUUGUUAGCAUUGCCAAAUCCUAAUCAGUAGAGCUAACAAGUGUUUAAUUAUAUCAAGAUAAUGAUAUUAAAGAAGAAAAAAAAAAAGCAAGCAACAAAUCAUUGUUUCCAGUCUACUUUUUUUUUUAAUUUUAUUUAUUUUUAGAGGAAUUUUGGGGUGUGUUUUAUUGCAAAGAGCUGGCAUUUCUUGAAGGGAGUAGUCAAACCUGAUUCCCAUGGAAUGUGUUUCCCAGUGAAAUCCCACCCAGUGCUUCCGGGGUUCCUGUGGGUCUUUCUGUCAGACCAAAUGCAGAUGGGAUUUCCAGGAAAGAACAGCAGCCCUGGGCUCACAGGGUCUUAUAAGGAAAGACAAAGUCACUUACAUGCGUGAGUGUAAAAAUUACAUAUAGUGUAAUGUGAUGAUGGCUUCUCAGAUGUUACCAGCCUACCAAGCUAGAAUGAAAAAACUUGGAACUUUUUACAUUGUUUUUGUUUCCUCCUCCUUUAAAACAUAAAUGGUUGGAUUCACUGUUUGUAUAGAGACUGGUAGAAACCUCUGUGCUUUAAAAA
This is a messenger RNA of Meleagris gallopavo (turkey), 8666 nucleotides long. NCBI's taxonomy places the organism in Eukaryota, Metazoa, Chordata, Aves, Galliformes, Phasianidae. The record is from RefSeq and is a predicted model, not a curated record.